CUCGCGCCUCUCGCGGUUGACUUCAGAUGAAACGCCAUCAGGAUCGUUAAACCGGCUAAGUACAGCUAAGCACACGCUGAGGACCAAGGUUGGCUAUUGCUCAAAUAAAUUAUCCAGGGGUGAUCCUGGAUCUUCCAGCAAUGCUUAAUAUGGUUCGAGGUGCUCGCGGCGGCAUGAUAAGAGGUGGUCGCGGAGGAAUGGGGCGUGGAAUGGGAUUUCCUAGGAAACAGUUCCUGCCCAGACAUCCCUUUGAUUACACCCUUUGCGAGGCUGCGUUUCCUCGUGUCAAGGCAGCUGCGGAUGAGGCUGACUUUACUACGGCACUUCUGAAGAAAAAUUCAGACAUGUGUCCGACAGCGAAAGAGCAGAAUUCCAUCUUGAACCUCGUUACGAAGCUACAAGGAGUUCUGGAUAAUCUAAUCGUUGCACCUGGAACCUUCGAAGCUUGUCAACUCGAGGAAGUCAGACAAGUGGGGAGCUUCAAAAAAGGGACAAUGAUCAAGGGUCACAAUGUAGCAGACAUCGUUGUUAUCCUCAAAACAUUACCUACAAAAACAGCGGUUGAAGCGCUGGGCACGAAAGUAAACACAGACUUGAAGGCGGGCAAUCCUAAAGAGGCGUUUAAGCUGGCUCAAACGGAACGUGGAUUUGAUCUUUCAACUAAUGAGGCCACUGUUCGUGUCCUUAUCACUACUUUGCAUCAAAACUUACGUAAAUUGGAAUCUGAGCAGCAUCUUGACGUUAAAAUCUGCCAAGGGCACCUAGCAGCUAUCAGACACUCUCGAUGGUUCGAAGAAAAUGCCCAUCACUCGAGUAUCAAAGUACUGAUCAGAUUGCUGAGAGACUUGAGGACCAGAUUCGAGGGUUUCGAACCCCUGUCACCAUGGAUGCUAGAUCUUCUGGCACAUAACGCAAUCAUGAAUAAUCCCAGCAGACAAGCACUGCCGAUAAAUCAAGCCUACAAGCGAGUGCUCCAGCUCCUCGCUUCAGGGUUAUUUUUGCCUGGGUCAGCCGGAAUUUCCGAUCCCUGCGAGGGUGGAAACAUCCGUGUACACACCGCUAUGACGUUGGAACAACAGGACCAAGUGUGUCUAACGGCACAAACAUUGCUACGAGUUUUGGCGCACGGUGGUUACAGGCCAUUGCUCGAAGGCGGUAAUAAAUUAGCGGUAGAAAUGAGUGUAUGGGCUGGCGGUGUGGUUGCCAGUCCUUUGGACAAGGCGUACGAACCUCCAACGGAACAGGAACAGCAGGAAGAAAUGGAAGAAGGAAAUGAAGAAAUGGUGACUCAAGACACAUAAGAAAUAUUUUAAUGAAAUUAACAAACUCAGCUUGUUCCAGAUUGUUAUAAGGCGUGUUUGUAUCUCUGUCUGUACAUUUGAUACAAUUUCACGUGAGAUUUGGAACGACUCUAUACAUGGUAUAACGCUGGAUUUAUUGAAAAUCAUAUAAUUACGAAUUUGUACAAGGAUCGGUAUCAAUAGAGCGGGGAUGGGUAAAGAGAAAUCGUCCAUUUUCAGACUCGAUAAUGAAUUUUUUCAAUGUAUAUUCUUUCGUUUUUGUCGGCAACCCGUGACGUACACAUUACAUGUAUGUCUAUGUUUGUCGUUGCCGAU
Messenger RNA from Neodiprion fabricii, 1616 nucleotides. Its product is annotated as interleukin enhancer-binding factor 2. NCBI's taxonomy places the organism in Eukaryota, Metazoa, Arthropoda, Insecta, Hymenoptera, Diprionidae. The coding region runs from base 141 to 1301 and encodes 386 amino acids. The transcript is spliced from 6 exons. The record is from RefSeq and is a predicted model, not a curated record.